This is a messenger RNA of Rhipicephalus microplus (southern cattle tick), 938 nucleotides long. Its product is annotated as glycine-rich cell wall structural protein-like. The record is from RefSeq and is a predicted model, not a curated record. NCBI's taxonomy places the organism in Eukaryota, Metazoa, Arthropoda, Arachnida, Ixodida, Ixodidae.
AGUGAACCGUCACAGACAAUGAGGUGUCAUCAUGUUCUAUCUCUGCUUGCGUCCUUCAUCGCCUUCAACAACAUGAAGAGUCAUAGUAUGAUGAUAAGACGUCGUGGCUACUCAUUCUGGAGUAAUAUGGGUGGUGGAGGACUUAUGCGACCAGGCUUCAUCGGUGGUGGCAUGGCUGGUGGCCUCAUGGGUGGCCCAAUGGGUGGAUGGGCUGGUGGUCUCAUGGGUGGCCCAAUAGGAGGAAUGGCUGGAGGCCUUAUGGGUGGCCCAAUGGGUGGAUGGGCUGGUGGUCUCGUGAGGCGUCGAAUUCGAAUACGUGGAAUGGCUGGUGGUCUUAUGGGUGGCCGAUUUGGGGGAAUGACUGGUGGCCUGAUGGGUGGCCCAAUUGCUGGAAUGGCUAGUGGCCUGAUGGGUAGCCCAAUGGGUGGAAUGGCUGGUGGUCUCAUGGGUGGCCCAUUAGGUGGAAUGUCUGGUGGUCUCAUGGGUGGUCCAUUCGGUGGAAUGGCUGGUGGCCUCAUGGGUGGCCCUAUGGGUGGUUGGGCUGGUGGUGUCACGCAUCGUCGAAUUCGAAUACGUGGAAUGGCUGGUGGUCUUAUGGGUGGCCCAUUUGGUGGAAUGGCUGGUGGCCUCAUGGGUGGCCCAUUUGGUGGAAUGGCUGGUGGCCUCAUGGGUGGUCCAUUGGGCGGAAUUGGUAGUGGCUUCAUGGGUGGCCCAAUGGGUGGAAUGGCUGUCGGCGUCAUGGGUGGCCCAAUGGGUGGAAUGGUUGGUUGAUUGACUGGUGAUAUGAUCAGCGCCACGAAGACAUUCGGAUACUCGAGCCCCAUGCAAACGUUUGGAGGAUCUGGAUUCGACAAUGCAUGUCCGUGACAGGCUCCUUCGGCAGUGUGUAUGAAUGAAAAGAACAUACAUUGUAAUAUACAUUGUUUUGUUGCUCUUCA